AUGCAUUCGCGCCUCACGGGUGCGAAGCUUUGGGGUCGACCGGAGGCAUUGGGCGGCUUGCCCCCGCUGAUGCUUUGCACCAAAGCAGCGGCACAUUUGGUGCUGGUCGAUCCCGCCACGCAGCGCACGGUGGAGGUGGCGGCCUCGGAGUAUUGGAAGAAACCCUUCAGCUCAGUGGCCAUCCCAUCGAAGCUCACGGAAUUCAUCGUUCUGGACGUGAAUGAGGAAGGCCCCCCGGGGCGAGGCCACUGUGAGUUUGAGGUGGCUCGCGCCUCGGACUUUGGCCAAAACGAUGAGCGCCUUCUCGUGCGAUCACACUUAGGCGGUGGGAAGCUGCAGGUGGGUGAUUCGGUCCUGGGCUACGACCUGCGGACGCUGCACCUCAUGGGUGUGGACGAUGAAGAACUUAGUGCCGUUCCUUUGGAGGUCUACUUGGUGAAGAAGAAGCGACCAGAACGUGCUCGCCCCAAACGCCGGCCUGGCAAAGGCUCCCGGCUGGCGCAGCUGCGGCAGGCCAAGGCGCAAGAGGCUUCGAUUGAGAGUGCCUUACAGGCAGAGGCCGAGGUGGCUGAAGUCGCCGAGGCGGAUGGAGCAGAAGAGGACGAGGCGAUGAAGCAGGCAGCCGAUCUUCUCCUAUCACAGCUCGGCGCGAAGCCCGAGGACACCGAGGCAGCGGACGCACCCGAGCUUCGCGACCCUGGCGGCUACCCAGAUUCCCAGCCAGGUUUGCCAGGGCCUGGUGAGGAUUUGGCAUCGUGA
Durusdinium trenchii is the source of this 759-nucleotide messenger RNA. The record is from the annotation of a GenBank genome assembly. Lineage: Eukaryota; Dinophyceae; Suessiales; Symbiodiniaceae.